Alexandromys fortis (reed vole) is the source of this 3913-nucleotide messenger RNA. RefSeq names its product ethanolamine-phosphate phospho-lyase (gene Etnppl). Lineage: Eukaryota; Metazoa; Chordata; Mammalia; Rodentia; Cricetidae. Gene Ontology annotation, molecular function: ethanolamine-phosphate phospho-lyase activity; pyridoxal phosphate binding; transaminase activity. The coding region runs from base 121 to 1611 and encodes 496 amino acids. The record is from RefSeq and is a predicted model, not a curated record. The transcript is spliced from 14 exons.
UGACCCUAGGUGGUUAAUGCUACCAGUGACCUCCAACGCCCAGGGCAGAAGACCUCAGGAGGAAAAUAUAUCCUGUGUCCCAGGCUCCUCCAGAGGCAGGCACACUGGAAGGGCACGACCAUGUGCGAGUUGUAUAGCAAACCGGACACCCUGGCGCUGCGGGGCAAGCACAUCGGGCCCUCUUGCAAAGUUUUCUUUGCUGCGGAUCCCAUCAAAAUAAUGCGAGCCCAGGGGCAGUACAUGUUUGACGAGAAAGGCCAAAGGUACUUGGACUGCAUCAACAACGUGGCUCACGUGGGACACUGCCACCCAGAAGUGGUCAAAGCCACGGCGAAACAGAUGGAACUACUCAACACGAAUUCUCGCUUCCUCCACGACAACAUCGUGGAGUACGCCAAGCGCCUUACAGCCACCCUGCCGCAGACGCUCUCUGUUUGCUACUUUACAAAUUCGGGAUCCGAAGCCAAUGACUUAGCCUUGCGCCUGGCACGGCAGUUCCGAGGCCACCAGGAUGUGAUCACUCUUGACCAUGCUUACCAUGGUCACCUGACAUCAUUAAUUGAGAUCAGUCCCUAUAAGUUUCAGAAGGGCAAAGAUGUCAAGAAGGAAUUUGUACAUGUGGCACCAACUCCAGAUACUUACAGAGGGAAAUACAGAGAGGACCACGAAGACGCAGCCACAGCCUAUGCAGACGAAGUGGAGAAAAUCAUUGAAGAUGCUCAGAGCAGAGGAAGGAAGAUUGCCGCCUUUAUUGCUGAAUCCAUGCAGAGUUGCGGUGGACAAAUUAUUCCUCCAGCAGGCUACUUCCAGAAAGUGGCUGAACAUGUUCGCAGAGCAGGGGGCGUGUUUAUCGCUGAUGAAGUUCAAGUAGGCUUUGGUAGAGCUGGGAGGCAUUUCUGGAGCUUCCAAAUGCACGGCAAAGACUUCAUUCCAGACAUCGUCACCAUGGGGAAGCCUAUGGGCAACGGUCACCCCGUGGCCUGUGUGGUGACAACCAAAGAAAUUGCAGAAACCUUCAGCAGCGCUGGCAUGGAGUAUUUCAAUACAUAUGGAGGAAAUCCAGUGUCUUGUGCUGUUGGGUUGGCUGUGCUGGACGUAAUUGAGAAAGAAAACCUUCAGGGAAAUGCUGUCCGAGUAGGGAAUUACCUCACGGAGCUACUGGAGGCACAGAAAGCUAAGCACCCUUUGAUAGGGGAUAUCAGAGGUGUUGGCCUUUUUAUUGGCAUUGAUUUGGUGAAGGACCAUGAGAAAAGGACGCCUGCAACAGCCGAAGCCCAGCAUGUCAUUUAUAAGAUGAAGGAGGAAGGGGUGCUUCUCAGUGCCGAUGGCCCCUACAGGAAUGUGCUCAAAAUCAAGCCACCCAUGUGCUUUACAGAAGAAGAUGCAAAGUUCAUGGUGGACCACCUUGAUGGCAUCUUAACAGUGUUAGAAGAAGUCACGGAAACCAAGAGUGAUGGGGUGAUCUCUGAGAAUACAGUUUGCAGAACAAAGGAAGUCCACGUGGAACAGCCCAACCAUGGCACCACGGAGUCCAGGGAAAACCACAGCAGAAAGAGAAACGGUGUAUGCUCAGAUCAGCGCACGCUGCUCAGCAAAAGACUCAAGACAUGAAGGAUGAGCAGUAAACAGCAGAUAAACAUCCAUGGAUAAAGAGAGCGAGUGGAUGCACUUCACCUCUUAGUCAUCCUGUAAACUAGAGUUUUCAGUCUGCCUAGUUUGUACAUCAAAGGGUAGAUUAGUAACAGCGAUAAACAAAGUGAUAAACCACGUCAACAUGAUUAGUUCAACCUCCGGCCUGUUGAUUCCUUACCUGCAAUUCUAGAAGUAUUUGUUCUCCUAAAACUGAAUUUUCAAAUGCAGAACUCAACUGAAUGCUGCACUUCUCUUGUCUUAAUGUUUGAAAUUAGAGAAACAAGCCAAGUGGAUUCCUUAAAUUCAGAGAAUUAGUACAUUGAAGUAUUUUAAUAUGAGAAAUACUCUAAAUUGGUUAAUAUAUAAAAUAUAUGGAUUUAAAUCAAAUAAAAGAUGAUAUAAACAAAGAUGAUGACUAUAAAAUGCAGCAAGCAGUACAGAUCAGAGCGGUGAAAUCAAAGUCAUUCCAAAUGGAACCACAGAGCGCAGAGGAAAAGCCAAGAUUCAUGGGGUUGAAUAUCAGCAGGUGCAGACACAGUGGCGGUUCUCACUACUAAACCCAGUGAACCACUAGAAAAACAUCUGCGUCUUAUAACUGCAACUUUGGGCCUACUGAUAAAGAAGUCUUGGUCCCAGGGUAAUAACUCUCCUGCUGUGUGGGAAGGGGAACAACGAUGGUUCCAUUGAACUGAAGGUUGAGACUGCUAAGUAGACACUCAGGGCUUCUCCUGCCACUGAAGCAACAGGUGAGAUUUAACAGGUAAGAUUUGUUGAUUUCCUUGCUAGUCCCCCCCGUCACUCCAUUUGAGAGCUAGACGUCUAUUCUGUGCUAUGGAACAUCAGUAGGAUGUAACUAAUUGAUUAUGCUUUAUGAGGGCUCAUAGAUAAGAGAUUGCUUUGCAGCCCUGCGGAGAUUGUUAGAAUCUGUGCUUUUGAACGGUGUUGGCACUACUAAGGAUUGGAUGGCUUUUCAAGGUGAGCUAAAUGUGUACUGCUUUAUAAGAUGAGUUGUUAUGAGGUUUUAGGGGCCAGGUAUGGAAUGUUAUCUUUUAAAGUGAUAUAUCAGGGUUCUUAAUCUUCAUUUUCAACUUGACUGUGUUUGGACUCACCUAGGAAACACAUUCGUGGGUAUGUCUAGAAGGGCAUUUCUAGAGAGGUUUAACUGGGAAGAAAAAUCUACCCUGCAUGAGGGCAGAACAACCCCAUGAGCUGAGAUCUCAGAUCAAACUUAAACGUAGAGACAAAAGAAAGCCAUCUAAAAUGCCAGCAUUCAUCUCUUUCUGAAUCCUGUGACCAGCUGCCUCACAGUCCACAGCCAUAAACUUUACCGCCAUGCUAGACUGUGUUUCCCUAAACCGUAAGCCAAGAUAGAUGCUUCCUUCUUUCAGGAAGUAGCUUUUGUAGAAUACUUUGUUACAGUUACAGCAAAAGUAACUAAUGCAGCAAGGUUCUUACACAUGCAGCAUUUCAUAGAUAAAAAGAUGGAAAAUGCCUGAUGAGAAACCCAGGCUUAGCUCGAGCCACUGACAAGGGUUGCUCUCGCACAAAGGUAGACCAGUUCACCAGUGGCAUGGGAUAAAGAGCUCAAAAGUAGAUCCAUGUAAGUGUCAUUGGAUCUAUGAGAAACAAGGAAUUGUUUGGUGGGUGACGUUGGUGUUUUUCUACAGAAGCAACAGUGACAGUAAGUGUUCUAUACAUCUGGAUACCUGAACAUCUUAGAUUCCCUUUAGAUAUUUACUUCAAGUAUCUAGAUCCUUAACCAUCAUCCUACAUAACUUGCUUGAUAUUUUGACAAAUACAGGGUUAAAGACUGGAGGAAGAGAAUCGUGUGUCAAAGGAAACUGCUUGUAAGGGGUAGUGGCUUGGUGAAGGAAAAAAAUUCCAAGUGGGUGGGUUUAUUGCCCACUUUUAUUGUGGCAAGAGUAAACCUUAACAUUAUGAGUCAUUAGGAAAGUUGUUCUUUUUUUAUAUAUUUAGUCUGUAUCUCUUGCAAGAAUUUAUAAUGAUGGAUUAGAGUAUGUGUAGGGGUGUAUGCUCAUUUUCUUGUGUGCACCUACUGCACACUUAAAAGAAUAAACAUUUCUGCAAAAGUCAGUCUGGCGGCUUUGAAAAAGACUAGGCUUGGGCAGAUCAACAGCCCUCUUAGGGAAUUAUGCCAAAACCCAUUACACACCAACCCACUUCCAAGUAAAAGCCUCAAGGAUGGGCCUUUUUUUUUUUUUCCUCUUUACUAAAUGCAAAGAACCAAAACAACUGUAAGUGGGGGGGGGGGUAAGAAACA